This is a messenger RNA of Dovyalis caffra, 534 nucleotides long. NCBI's taxonomy places the organism in Eukaryota, Viridiplantae, Streptophyta, Magnoliopsida, Malpighiales, Salicaceae. The record is from the annotation of a GenBank genome assembly.
AUGGAGAAAGCACACACAAAAUCUGCACUUAAGAAGCUUGUUAAUGCUAGCUCACAGUCUGCACCAUGGAGCAAUGCUGCUAGAGGAAUGGCAAAAGAUGAUCUCAAGGAUCCACUAUAUGACAAAUCCAAGGUUGCCCCAAAACCUCUUGUGAAGGAAAAUACUAAGCCCCAAGAAUUCAAACUCCACACUGGGCAAAGAGCCCUCAAACGUGCCAUGUUCAACUAUUCUGUGGCAACCAAGAUAUAUAUGAUAGAGCAACAGAAGAGGCAAGUAGAGAAGAUACAGAAGAUCAUCGAAGAGGAAGAGGUUCGUUCCCUGAGAAAGGAGAUGGUUCCAAGAGCUCAACUGAUGCCUUAUUUUGACAGACCUUUCUUUCCACAAAGAUCAAACAGGCCUUUGACAAUUCCUAGAGAGCCAAGCUUCCACAUGGUGAACAGCAAGUGCUGGAGCUGCAUCCCUGAGGAUGAGCUUUACUACUUCGAAUAUGCUCAUUCUCAUGCUCAUGCUCAUGCCUGGAAGCCCGUUAAAUAA